Molecule: messenger RNA, 954 nt
Organism: Cyphellophora attinorum
Lineage: Eukaryota; Fungi; Ascomycota; Eurotiomycetes; Chaetothyriales; Cyphellophoraceae
Exons: 1
Coding region: 1-954 (317 amino acids)
Source: RefSeq, a predicted model, not a curated record
AUGGACUACAUGUUCAUCAACGGAAACAAGAAGUUAAAAUACAGGACUCCGCACGAAAGGCGACAAGUAAGAGCCUAUGCACAGCGUUCUCAUCAGGCGGCCAAGCGGCAGGCAUCUGAAGACAAGGCGCCGGACCAUGAGAGUAUCAGCAAUACUAGCAAUGCCACGGUACUGAAGUUCCGCCUUCAGACCGAGUCACGCAAGCAAGCCUCGAACGAUGGCGGCUUCGUGGGGAACGUUGAGCGAGCUACCAAAGAUCCAGCAACCGAAUACAGGGUGAAGUCGAGCUACAAGACUCGGGGGGCAUCUCUCACUUCCUCUGGCGUGGAUCCCUACAACUGGCUGCCCUUCCAACUGGAGUACGACGAUAGUCUACUUCUAUACCAAUUUCAGAAUUAUGAGAGAUGGCCAUGGUGUCCAGUCAGCGGCAGGAGCGAGUGGUCAGCAUUCACUGUAUCAGACGAGCUGGUAUUCAGAGUGACAAUGUAUAGCUGGAGUACUCACAUACGGAAUAGGCGGCCACCUGGAUAUCUUGAGAGCGCAAAGAGCCUGGAGACAACCUUCAAGAACAAAGCCAAAGCGAUCUCGAUGGUCAAUCAACGCUUAUCUGACUCGAACGCUGCCUGUAGCGACGAGGUCCUUGCUGCUGUCGCAGCCUUAACGAACAUCGAAGUCGCAUUUGGAACGAGAGAAGAAGCCACCAUCCACAUCAAUGGCUUGUACACUCUGGUGGAGCAAAGGGGUGGGCUCCAAACCCUGAGAAGUCCCAGGCAAGAGCUGGUACAACGGCUGAUAGCUUGGAACGACCUGCUGUACGCAGAGCUGUACGGAAAGGGUCUUGUAUUUCCCCAGCUCGACCUAUGGGACCGCGCCUGGCGCAGUCUGGUCGCCAAUCAGACCCCGAUCACAUCACACGCCUGGUUGGCACACUUUCUCUGGCCCUCCACGCUAUAG